CUCCAGGCUGAGGUAUGUAACAGUUUUUAUCAGAACUCAGAGGAAAGACAAAAAGCACCCAGAAGUCGUCCGUGUUUGCAGUUCGCUGGCCUCUGAAGGAUCCUGCUCGUCUGUAUUGAGCCUGUGUUGCCAUGGCGUUCUGGGGCAGGAGCCCGCUACUGCUCGCCGUUCCUCUGUGGAUGAGCUUUGGGGGAGUGGCCGCUGCUCUUUCAGAUCCAGAGGUCUGUUACAUCCUGGAUGGUAUCCUGUUCUUGUACGGCAUCAUCCUGACAGCGCUCUACUGCAAAAUCAAGAUCCAACAGACUAGGGAGGCUGAGGCUAUGGCUGAGACCAAGAAAGCAAAGGGCAAGAAGAAGAUUCCUGAAGAGAGCAUCUAUACGGGUUUGACUCCUCACGCUGCGGACACGUAUGAAACUAUCGGCACGAAGAAGUGACGUGACACGAUGCAUUAAAGUCCGAGACAUGCGCUUCUUUUCUAUAUUUAAAUAUUGCAUAUUAUAAAUACAUAUAUAUAUAUAUAUGCAUAAUCAGCUUACAUUUAAAAAAAGAUUGUGAGAUUGUUAGCAUCAGAGUCUUUUUGCUUUUGCUUUUGUAAAAGUUUGUUGAGCGUGAAGGGUGAAAGAGAAAAGGGGGGGGAUGAGGCGGCUACUUUGAAGAAGAAAUAACGCACAUAUUUAAUUUAUACUUUGCUUUAAAGACAUAUUGCAUAAUAAUAUUUAAAAUGAAAAAAUA
Messenger RNA from Labrus bergylta (ballan wrasse), 732 nucleotides. It is a transcript of the gene fcer1g, whose product is annotated as Fc epsilon receptor IgFc epsilon receptor Ig. Gene Ontology annotation, cellular component: Fc-epsilon receptor I complex. Gene Ontology annotation, biological process: cell surface receptor signaling pathway. NCBI's taxonomy places the organism in Eukaryota, Metazoa, Chordata, Actinopteri, Labriformes, Labridae. The record is from RefSeq and is a predicted model, not a curated record. Gene Ontology annotation, molecular function: IgE receptor activity.